UCCAUUUCUUGCUCGUCUUUCUUUUAUAAAUCAAAAACCUGAAAUUCGAGUGUGACAUUUUUCCUUCACGCAACCGAGGUGGCUUACAUUUGAGCGCACACACUCAUUUCUUGGAUUAGAAAAAAUUGAGUGGUUUCCUAAAGUUCGUGUGUGUAAAUCCUUCCUUUUUCAUAUCCAUACCAAAUCCAAAGGUAACGUAUCGUAGUCAUCCAUCUAUCUGAUUAUCCAUAUUCAGAUAGAAAGAAUGAUAGUAUCAAUAUACUAUUGUUAUGAUAUCAUGUAAAACCUCGUGGGAGGUUACUGUACCAUGAUAUUUUAGCAACCACUUUUAUGAAUCGCAGAUGGGGCGACACUCAUAGAAGUUUGAAUUGCUAAACUCUAAUUUGUACCUUUGCCAUUUGAUAGUCAAGUAAUCAAAAAUGGUCAGAGUCUCUGUUUUGAAUGAUUGUCUCAACAACAUCAACAAUGCGGAAAAACGUGGCAAGAGACAAGUUAUGAUUCGUCCUGCGUCCAAGGUCAUCGUGAAGUUUUUAUCUGUAAUGCAAAAGAAUGGUUAUAUUGGAGAAUUUGAAAUUAUUGACGACCACCGUUCUGGGAAGAUUGUUAUCCAGUUAUUGGGUCGUAUUAAUAAGUGUGGUGUUAUCUCUCCUCGUUUUAACAUCAAGAUCACUGAAAUUGAAAAAUGGACCGCAAACUUAUUACCGGCUCGUCAAUUCGGUCGCAUCGUUAUGACCACCUCCAAUGGCAUCAUGGACCACGAUGAGGCUCGUAGAGUUCACAUUGGUGGUAAAAUCCUCGGUUUCUUCUACUAAAUGUGUAGAGUGUUACAUAGCGAAGACGCGAACGGCAAACACCGGUUGUUUCAGUUUUUUGCAAAUAAUAAACAAUUUUGUAAAUAAUGAUUUAAUGAAUAUUGUAAGAAAGCUCCAUUCCUAUAUAUAUGCUGGCUUAUACAUUGUAUAUUAUCGAUACAUUUCAUAAGUGUAAGAAUUGUUAUGAAAUAUAAC
Mycotypha africana is the source of this 1007-nucleotide messenger RNA. Its product is annotated as 40S ribosomal protein S22-A. Gene Ontology annotation, biological process: translation. Gene Ontology annotation, molecular function: structural constituent of ribosome. The coding region runs from base 420 to 812 and encodes 130 amino acids. The transcript has 2 exons. NCBI's taxonomy places the organism in Eukaryota, Fungi, Mucoromycota, Mucoromycetes, Mucorales, Mycotyphaceae. The record is from RefSeq and is a predicted model, not a curated record. Gene Ontology annotation, cellular component: cytosolic small ribosomal subunit; ribosome.